UUGUGUGCAUGUGGGAGAGGAAGAGGAAGCUGCGGGCACAUGGUUCUCCGAAAAUCCAUUCUGUUGUAACCGUCUGUAUUUAUAGAAUGUUGGAAGUCUGGUGAAGUUACAUUUUUUCAUAUGGUUGGAUGGUGAGCCGAGAACAGGGCGAGGAACUAGAUCCUACACAAACCUCCCCGUGUGCAAUACACAGGAUAACAUGCCUAGGUGAGAUUCAUAGAAACGCAUAUAAUGGAAAACACGAGAAGGAAAGCCAAAAGUCUGGUUCAAGCGGACAGCAUAGAGCUUCAGGAUUCCAACUUUCAACAAGCCAGCUUUUGUACCCCGUACCAACCCACCACUGCUAAAGCCAAGAAGAAGAAGAAGAAACAGAAGAAGACCAACCCACUCCUCCUGGAUGGAGCCAAGGCUGGUGAACUUAAUUCCUGGGUUUCAAAACAUAUUAAGAAAAAAGAGUGUGUUGUUUUCAUCCCACAAGAGUCUAGCAAAGAGGAGACCUGUGGAUGUGGUUACACCAGAGGAACCCAUUUACAUGACACCUCACAUCCUAUUAGGCCACCUGAAACCAGUUGGGACCCUCAGAAACAUGUCGAAGAAUUCCCUAGUGAUGCACAUGGGGACAUGUCAUUUACAGGAACCACCAGGACCCGGGCCAAGUAUGUGCGCGCAUCCUGCGACACUCAUCCCAGCAAAUUGUUUGAGCUGAUGACAGAGCAGUGGGAGCUUUGUGUACCAAGUCUCCUUAUAUCUGUGACAGGAGGAGCCAAAAACUUCAACAUCAGUCCAAGGCUGAAGACUCAGUUCAGUCGGGGCCUUGUGAAUGCUGCACAAAGCACAGGGGCCUGGAUCAUCACCGGAGGGACUCACGCUGGGGUCAUGAAGCACGUAGGUGAGGCCAUACGAGAUUUCAGUAGAGGCGAAGAAGACUCAGAGAUUGUCCUGAUAGGCAUUGCCACCUGGGGCAUCGUCCACAACCAAAAAUCACUGCUCAGUGAGGCGGGGGGAGCUCCUGCCCUGUACCCCAUGGAUGAAGGAUCACAGGGGAAGUUGUGCUGUCUGGACAACAAUCACACACACUUCAUACUGGUGGAUGAUGGGACACAUGGACGCUAUGGGGUGGAAAUCCCACUGAGAACUCGCCUGGAGAAGUUUAUCUCUGAACAGACAAUGCACAAAGAAGGAACCGCCAUUAAAACAGUGUGUGUGGUGCUGGAAGGAGGUCCUGGAACAUUGGAUACCAUCUACAAUUCAAUGUGUAACAACACACCGUGUGUCAUUGUGGAGGGAUCUGGUCGAGUUGCUGACAUCAUAGCACAAGUGGCAAAUCUUAGUUCCUCCAGGAUUACCGUCAACCUCAUUAAGGAGAAGCUAAAAAAUCUUUUCUCAGAGUCGUAUGACAGUUUCACAGAGGAUCAAAUCAUCAUGUGGACCAAGAAAAUUCAAGAUAUUGUCCGCAUGGAGUCUCUGCUCACUAUCCUCCGGGAAGAGAAGGUUGGGGAUCAAAGGAUGGAUGUAGCAAUCCUACAAGCUUUGUUGAAAGCCUCUCACAAUGCUAAUCACAAUGGCCAGGAGAACUGGGACCAUCAGCUGAAACUCGCCGUGUCCUGGAACCGACCAGAGAUUGCAGAGACUCAGAUCUUUUCUGAAGAUUGGAUGUGGAAGCCCUCCGAUCUGUAUCCCAGCCUGACAUUGUCACUCAUUGAAGACAAACCUUCAUUUGUGCGCCUGUUCCUGGAGCGUGGAGUCAAUCUGGCGCAGUACCUCACCUGGGACACUCUCACCGAAUUGUACAACAAUACAGACCCGUCCAGUUUAAUUCACAGCAAACUUGAGAGACAAGCCAAAGCAGAGAGAUCAAAGGAAGUAACUAAAAUAGAACUUCAUCACGUCUCCCGUGUCCUGCAGGAUCUUCUGGGAGACGUAACAGAAUUAUUAUAUCCAGAAGCCAAGCCUAAACACAUUUGGAGCCUAGCAGAAAUCAGCAUCAAGAUGACUGGGAAAGUAAGAACUAUGAAGCACAGAAACUACCAGUUGGACCACCCUGUGAGGGAUCUCCUCAUCUGGUGUAUCGUGCAGAACCGUGCUGAAAUGGCAGAUGUUUUCUGGAAUCUGACUCAGGAUAGUGUAGCUGGAGCCCUGGCCUGCACCAAGAUCCUGAAGGCUCUCUCUAAGGAGGAGGAAGACUCUAAGGAAAAAGAGGAGAUGACAGCACUUGCCGACCUUUAUGAGGAACACGCUGCAGGAGUGUUUUCUGAAUGUUAUCACAGUGAUGAGAAACGGGCAGAACUUCUUUUGAUCCAUGUGACCCCCAAGUGGGGAAGGACCACGGCCCUGAAACUGGCUCAGCAGUCUCAAGCUCUGUCUUUUAUGUCACAAGGAGGUGUCCAGACAUUCCUCACGAAGACCUGGUGGGGGAAACUUUCCGUGGACAAUGGCUUCAUCCAGCUUUUGCUGUGUAUGUUGCUUUUCCCUCUAAUCUACAGCAACUUCAUCAUCACCUUCAGGAAAGGCUUUACAAAUUCCCCAUCAUUGCUCAAUGAAGGUCCAAAUGAGCGGAGAAAACAAAAUAUCCGUGAAGAUUCCAGAAACAAACCAAAAAGACUUAAACCGUACAGCUGUCUCUGGAAGCUUCAAGCUUUCUUCAACGCUCCGAUUGUGAAGUUCUAUUAUAAUGUUGUGUCGUAUAUUGGAUUUUUGUGGCUUUUUGCAUAUGUUUUAAUGAUUGAUUUCCAAACCUAUCCAUCCUGGAGGGAAUAUCUCUUGUACGUUUGGGUCUUUUCCAUCUUUACCGAGGAGCUACGUCAGCUGUUUUAUGACCCGGAGCAUCGUGGCUUUGUGAAGAGUUCUAUCCAAUACAUCUCAGAGUUUUGGAACCAGGUGGAUUCGCUGGCUUUGGGGUUAUUCGCUGUUGGGCUGAUAUGCAGAUUGGUUCGGCCAGACACUGUCUAUCUGGGCCGUGUGUUCCUGUCUCUAGACUACAUGAUAUUCUGCAUCCGCCUCAUGUACAUGUUCACUGUCAGCAGAGUUCUGGGUCCUAAGAUUAUCAUCCUCCGCCGAAUGGUUAAAGACCUCUUCUUCUUCCUCUUCCUCCUGGCCAUUUGGAUUGUGUCGUACGGAGUGGCAAAGCAGGCGAUUCUAACCACCAACGAAGAAAGGUUGGACUGGAUUUUACGCAACGUGAUCUAUGACCCCUACCUCACCCUCUUUGGCGAAAUCCCAUUAGAUAUAGACAGUUUACAUUUUGACCCAACAAAAUGUUCUGAAAAUGGCACCGACCCAACCAUGCCUAAAUGUGUUGUCAAUGAUGGAACCAAUGUUCUCUUCCCAGAGUGGCUGACCAUAAUUCUCAUGUGCCUAUAUCUUCUUAUGGCCAAUGUCCUUCUGCUCAAUCUACUUAUUGCCAUAUUCAGUUACACAUUCGCAGAUGUGGAGAAUAACACAGAUCAGGUUUGGAAAUUCUACAGAUUUGGUCUCAUUAAAGAAUAUAAUGAGCAUCCCGCAGCUCCUCCUCCUCCGUUCAUCCUACUCACUCACUUAUAUGACCUCCUUAAACAUGGAAUUUGUAGGUACCCAGCCCACGGCCACAAAGUUUUAAGGUGGGAGCUAGAUGAAGAACAAGAGGCCUCGCUGCUCUCCUGGGAGUCCUACAUGAAGGACAAUUACCAGCAGAUGAAGCAACAGGAACAUAAUGAAAGUGUCUUCGCUGUGCUGCGUCUGCUGGAGAAAAGGGUGACUGCGCUGGAAGAGCAGUCUACACUAAAACUGAACUGGAUCAUCACAGCCCUGACGGAGAAAGGUGCCAGCACUAAGACACACAUAUUAGUAGAUAGCAACUCCCAGAACAAAGAAGAUAAGACUGCAGCAAGCCCAAAUGGAAGUGGAGAGAAGCACUGUCUGUACCACGUGAACUCUCGGAUCCUGCAGUACCCAGACUCUAAAAUGACCCGCUACCCAGUGCCUGAUGAGUUUGUGCCUUGGGAGGUGGAGUUCCCAGGAUAUAAUCCUCCCCUAUACAAUGCUGAGCGGAAUGACCGUGGGAUGUAUGAUCCAAAAACUGAGAUGGAGCAGAAGAGCUGCAAGUACAAUUCUAUAGAUGGACUCCAUGACUUCCGCAGUUGCUGUGGCACCUGUACAGUCAAGGAUGGUUUGCCCCUAAACCCGAUGGGACGAACUGGGCUGAAAGGAGUUGGGAGUCUGCGUUGGUUUGGACCAAACCAUUCUUUGCACCCUGUACUGACACGAUGGAGCACCAGCUUGGACAAUGGCCCCAACCGGAAAGCAUCCAAGAAUAUGCUGGAAGUUCUGGUAGUGAGGUGGAGAGGGAAUGAGCUUUGGUCAUUACCAGGGGGCACACUAGAUCCUGGACAGCAGGUUCCCAGUAAGGUCCAGGCACUGCUAGAUCAUAGAUACUUGAGCGAAUUUCUGGCAUUGCUAGGCUCUGGGACAGAGGUCUUCCAUGGGUACCUGGAUGAUCCUCGAAACACAGACAAUGCCUGGAUAGAGACUCUUGCCAUCAGCAUCCACCUGGACACAAAGGAAAAUUUGGACAAAGUGCUGCAGAACCUUAAGAAAUCAGAUGAUGAGAUAACACUGCGAUGGCAACUCCUGGAUUACAAGAUUCCUCUUUAUGCCAAUGAGAAUGAGAUUCUUCAGAGGACAGCUGAGCACCUCCAUGCUCAUUAUAAAUGUAUUGUUUAAAGCUGUUUUUUUUUUGUUUGUUUUUUAUGGUUAUAUCUUAUGUCCCUGAUUUUUUAAAUACCAUAUUUUUGAUUCA
Messenger RNA from Rana temporaria (common frog), 4774 nucleotides. RefSeq names its product transient receptor potential cation channel subfamily M member 2-like. The record is from RefSeq and is a predicted model, not a curated record. Bases 232 to 4698 code for a protein of 1488 amino acids. Lineage: Eukaryota; Metazoa; Chordata; Amphibia; Anura; Ranidae. Gene Ontology annotation, cellular component: membrane. The transcript is spliced from 34 exons. Gene Ontology annotation, biological process: calcium ion transmembrane transport. Gene Ontology annotation, molecular function: ligand-gated calcium channel activity.